CGACCUGGGCUGUUCGGGUCGCGCCGGCGGGGAACCGGGUGUGAGUCGCAGGGAGACCGGCCCGGACCUGGGACGCUGUCCUCGCGUGACCCGGAGCAGCACCCCGAGCCUCCGGCCAUGGCCUCCCUGCUCGCCAAGGACGCCUAUCUGCAGAGCCUGGCCAGGAAGAUCUGCUCCCGGCCCAGCCCCGAGCCGCGCCAGCGCAAGCCGGGGGGCAAGACUCAAGGCUCGGACGCUGCCGGACCCCCAAAAAGGAAGAGGAAGCGAGCCCAGAAGAAACCCCGGGAGCAGGGGGAGCAGGCCGUGGAGUCCAAGGCCCGGGCCCAGGGGGAGAAGCCCCGGGCAGCUUCCCAGACCAGGAAGCCCCUGGCAGUCAAGCAGGAGAGGGCCUCUGGCUCCCCUGGGGUCCCUGCAGGUGGCCCCGCCCCGGAGCCUGACUCCCUCUUCGCGCUGGACGUGCUGCGGCAGCGGCUGCACGAGAAGAUCCAGGAGGCCCGGGGCCAGGGCGGCGCCCAGGAGCUGUCCCCCGCGGCGCUGGAGAAAAGGCGGCGGCGGCGGCUGGAGCGGGACCGGAGGAAGCGGAAGCGGAGGGAGCUGAGGGCCCAGAAGAAGGCGGCCCAGGCCCCGGGGCCCGCGGAGGCUGCGGCGCCGGCCCCCGAGGCACCGGGCCCGGAGGUGGGGCAGGCGGCGCUGCUGUUCAACAAGGUGGAGGCGGCGGCGGAGGAGGAGGCGGCGGCGGCGGCGGGCGGCCCGGCCCAGCGGCGGCGGAGGCUGCGGGGCCCGGCGCCGCUCACGGGCAGGAACUACCGGCAGCUGCUGGAGCGGCUGGCGGCGCGGCGGGCGCGGCUGGCGGCGCUGCGGGAGCGGGACGAGGCGGCGGCGCGGGCGCAGGAGGACCGGGCGCGCUGGGCCUCCGCCCUGCACCGCGCCGAGGGCGUGCGCGUCCGCGACGACGAGCGGCUGCUGCGGGCCGCGCUGCAGCGCAAGGAGCGGCGGCGGGCGCAGCGGCGGCGGCGCUGGGAGCGGCGCGCGGCGCACGUGGUGGGGACGAUGCAGCGGCGGCAGGAGCUGCGCCGCCGGCACCUGCGCCGGAGGCGGGCGGCCCGGGCCGAGCGGCGCCUGGACAAGGCCCGCAGGAAGGGCCGCGUGCUCCCGCAGGACCUGGAGCGCGCCGGGCUGGCCUGAGGGCGCCCCGUCCGCACCCGCCCCCGUGCGGGCCCCGCCGCUGGGAACAGGACCCGGACCCCGGGGAGGGCGAACCAGUGGGCGCCCGCCUUCUCUUGUGAAACCGGGGAGCUCCCCCACCCCCCGGGGGUGGGGUUCAGGCCGAGGAGAGCAGUGUGGAGGCCCGGGGACUUGGGGCGCUGGGUACCCCCAUCCCUGCCGCGGCCCCGGAGCAGGAAGGAGGCCUGGUGGCCGCCCGCUCAGUCUAAACUCACUUGGGAGACAAACGCCCAGCGCCUGUGGCCCCCCCAGAUGGAGCUGCCGGCGGGUCCCGGGGAGCGGAGGGGUGGCCCCAGGCGGGACUGGAGUGGGGUGGCUGAGUUUACCUGUAAGGUGACCGUAUGCACGUUAAGAGCCCUGGGAGGGAGGUGGGCUGAAGGCGGUGGAACAGCCCAAGCCCGCAGGCGGGGGCAUGAGUGCAAGUGGAGAAACUCGGUGGGUUUGGUGGGAAUGUGGAUUCUAUUCCGGUGAAGCUGUUAAUAAAUUCUUUUUUUAUA
Pipistrellus kuhlii (Kuhl's pipistrelle) is the source of this 1721-nucleotide messenger RNA. RefSeq names its product surfeit 6 (gene SURF6). Lineage: Eukaryota; Metazoa; Chordata; Mammalia; Chiroptera; Vespertilionidae. The record is from RefSeq and is a predicted model, not a curated record. Bases 118 to 1185 code for a protein of 355 amino acids. Gene Ontology annotation, cellular component: nucleolus. The transcript has 5 exons. Gene Ontology annotation, molecular function: RNA binding; DNA binding. Gene Ontology annotation, biological process: ribosomal large subunit biogenesis; ribosomal small subunit biogenesis.